CAAUAGCCAUGUCUGGGAGAGAUCGGAGUAUACAUAUAAAACUAAGAUACGUGAUGGCCCAACCUGUCAAUAUUAAGCCGCACGUAGAUCUUGCCAGCCGCUUAUUCACUUGAUGAAUCCAGCUAUGCUGCGGGCAGCGGGGCAUUAUCAGUGCAAAGCAGUGGGACUGUGUGCCACAAAGUGUUACAGCCGCCUGGUGGUUUCGUAUGAGCUUCCAGCGUAUUUAUCAACAGCUAUGAACCUGAGAUGUCUCUUUCUGAAUGAUCCAAUGCCAAUGCUGGCGGAGUCCUUAAAUCGUUAGUUAAAGCACAUCAGCCGAAACUUACUCAGCGCCUGAGGCUAACUAAGCAACCCCCUAAACAACACACCCCCGUUUCGUGCAGAUGACCCGUCGAGCACGGCUAAUUCUAGAAGCGAAUGUUGGGAUUGGGCGUGCGUCGACUGAAGUCUCGUCCGUCAUUGCUGGAUCUGAUCGCCAACCGUGGUGGUGGUGGUGUAGUUGAGCAGAGCUCCCCCAGUCCGGCAUCACCGCCCAGACCGGCCGACCUGCCACCGCUCCCCGUUUCACCCACUCUGUCGUCCUCCAGCGACAGCGACAGCGCCAGCUCAAGCAACAGCACCAACAGCACCCCCAUCCCGCAGCCCCUCUUUUUGUCCACGCCUCCCAUCCAAACGCCGGCUCCUCACACCAUGGCUCCCUCUGGAAAGGGCUCUUCGAGCUCUGAGGAUGUCAGCACUGGUGCUGUCUUCUCCAUUUCCGGUCCCGUUGUGGUGGCCGAGAACAUGAUCGGCUGUGCUAUGUACGAGCUGUGUCAAGUCGGCCAUGAUCAGCUAGUCGGAGAAGUUAUUCGUAUCGAAGCGGAUAAGGCCACCAUUCAGGUUUACGAGGAAACAGCUGGAUUGACGGUCGGUGACCCCGUCUGGCGAACUGGCAAGCCUUUGUCCGUCGAGCUCGGCCCUGGUUUGAUGGAAACGAUUUACGACGGUAUUCAGCGACCCCUGCGAGCUAUUUCCGACGAAUCAGGCAGCAUCUACAUUCCCCGCGGUAUCAAGGUCAACGCGCUGGAUCGCAAGAAGAAAUGGGAUUUCAAGCCCGGCAAGUACAAGGUCGGCGACCACAUUACAGGUGGUGAUAUCUGGGGUACCGUUUUCGAGAACAGCUUGUUGAAUGACCACAAAAUCCUACUCCCUCCCCGUGCCAAAGGUACCAUCACUCGGAUAGCGGAAGCCGGUAGCUACACUGUUGAGGAACAGCUGCUGGAGAUUGAGUUCAAUGGCGUCAAGUCGACACACGGAAUGAUGCACACCUGGCCUGUCCGUGUGCCCCGACCGGUCAACGAGAAGAAGUCCGCCGAUGAGCCGUUCAUUGUCGGCCAGCGUGUGCUCGACUCUCUCUUUCCCAGUGUGUUGGGUGGUACCGUCUGCAUUCCUGGCGCUUUCGGGUGUGGUAAGACCGUCAUCUCACAAAGUGUGUCCAAAUUCUCCAACAGUGAUGUCAUUGUCUAUGUUGGUUGUGGUGAGCGUGGUAACGAGAUGGCCGAAGUGCUGAUGGAUUUCCCCGAGCUCAGCAUCACGAUCGAUGGCCGCAAAGAGCCUAUCAUGAAACGUACCUGCUUGAUCGCUAACACCUCCAACAUGCCUGUCGCUGCUCGUGAAGCUUCAAUUUACACUGGUAUCACCAUUGCAGAAUACUUCCGUGAUCAAGGAAAGAACGUUGCUAUGAUGGCAGACUCCAGUUCCCGAUGGGCUGAAGCCCUUCGUGAGCUUUCCGGUCGUCUUGGAGAGAUGCCGGCUGACCAAGGUUUCCCCGCCUAUCUCGGUGCCAAGCUUGCUUCGUUCUACGAACGUGCCGGUAAGACGAUCGCUCUCGGAAGUCCCGAGCGAGAUGGCAGUGUCAGCAUUGUCGCCGCCGUUAGUCCUCCCGGUGGUGAUUUCUCAGACCCUGUCACUACUAGUACGAUGAGUAUUGUCCAAGUGUUCUGGGGCUUGGACAAGAAACUGGCGCAGCGCAAGCACUUCCCUUCGAUCAACACAGGUAUCUCUUACAGCAAGUACACGAACGUCCUGGACACCUACUACGAGAAGCACCACCCCGAGUUCCCUCGCCUGCGUAGACAGGUUCAAGAGCUUCUGACAAAGUCUGAAGAUCUUGACCAAGUGGUCCAGCUCGUCGGAAAGGCUGCGCUUGGUGACUCGGACAAAAUCACAUUGGAUGUCGCCGCGAUGGUGAAGGAUGACUUCCUGCAACAAAACGGAUACAGUGAUUACGACCAGUUCUGCCCUCUCUGGAAGACAGAGUACAUGAUGAAGGCAUUCAUGGGCUACCACGACGAGGCGCAGAAGGCGAUCGCCCAAGGCCAGAACUGGCCCAAGGUCCGCGAUGCGACUACCGACAUCCAAACCUCCCUGCGGCAAAUGAAGUUCGAGGUUCCAGAGGAUGAGGCAAGCGUGUCUUCCAACUACGAGAAGAUCCUGCAGACCAUGUCGGAGCGGUUUGCUUCGGUGUCGGAUGAGUAGAUCAAUGAAACGUACACGCCUUUUUUUGUUUUUCGCCCAUAUGAUUUGAGAGCUUGUAGCAUAUAGCAGCUUUCUGUAGCUAUUUUGUUUUUGUGAAUACUACACUAGAAUUCUCCGAG
Aspergillus versicolor CBS 583.65 is the source of this 2636-nucleotide messenger RNA. Its product is annotated as H(+)-transporting V1 sector ATPase subunit A. The transcript has 5 exons. Gene Ontology annotation, biological process: proton transmembrane transport; ATP metabolic process. The record is from RefSeq and is a predicted model, not a curated record. Lineage: Eukaryota; Fungi; Ascomycota; Eurotiomycetes; Eurotiales; Aspergillaceae. Gene Ontology annotation, molecular function: ATP hydrolysis activity; proton-transporting ATPase activity, rotational mechanism; ATP binding. Bases 418 to 2517 code for a protein of 699 amino acids. Gene Ontology annotation, cellular component: proton-transporting V-type ATPase, V1 domain; fungal-type vacuole membrane.